Scleropages formosus (Asian bonytongue) is the source of this 3300-nucleotide messenger RNA. It is a transcript of the gene dld, whose product is annotated as deltaD. The coding region runs from base 80 to 1606 and encodes 508 amino acids. Gene Ontology annotation, biological process: pyruvate metabolic process; 2-oxoglutarate metabolic process. The record is from RefSeq and is a predicted model, not a curated record. Gene Ontology annotation, cellular component: mitochondrion; oxoglutarate dehydrogenase complex. Gene Ontology annotation, molecular function: dihydrolipoyl dehydrogenase (NADH) activity; flavin adenine dinucleotide binding. The transcript has 14 exons. Lineage: Eukaryota; Metazoa; Chordata; Actinopteri; Osteoglossiformes; Osteoglossidae.
CGCAUGCGCACACGGAAAAGACCUUGGCUGCGCUGUCUCUCUGUAGGUUACGACUUCAAAAUAAGGACGUGGAGCCGAAAUGCAGAGUUGGAACCAUUUAUAUCGCUCUCUAGCCAAGCGCGGGCAUCAACUGCCAUGUAAACUCCACGGAGCUGCAGUCCUGUCUGUGAGGACAUACGCUGACAAAUCACCAAUUGAUGCAGACGUCGCGGUUGUUGGGUCCGGUCCAGGUGGAUAUGUCGCUGCUAUUAAAUCGGCUCAACUUGGCUUCAAGACAGUAUGCGUGGAAAAGAAUGCCACCCUGGGAGGGACCUGCUUGAAUGUUGGCUGUAUUCCUUCAAAGGCUCUGCUGAACAACUCUUAUCUGUAUCACUUGGCACAUGGAAAAGAUUUUGAAAGCAGGGGUAUUGAAAUUUCUGGAAUUAAACUGAACCUGGAGAAGAUGAUGUCACAGAAGAGCGGAGCAGUCAAAGCACUGACGGGUGGAAUUGCACACCUCUUCAAGCAGAACAAGGUAACACAUGUCAGUGGCUUUGGGAAGAUUACAGGUAAGAACCAGGUAACCGCAUCAACGGGUGAUGGCGCCGAGCAAGUCAUCAACACCAAGAACAUCCUUAUUGCUACUGGGUCAGAGGUCAUGCCUUUCCCAGGAAUACAGAUUGAUGAGGAGACUAUAGUGUCCUCCACUGGGGCACUGUCACUGUCGAAGGUUCCAGAGAAGCUGAUUGUGAUUGGUGCCGGUGUCAUUGGCGUGGAACUGGGUUCUGUGUGGCAGCGUUUGGGUUCUGACGUGACGGCAGUGGAGUUCUUGGGCCACGUGGGUGGGAUGGGGAUCGACAUGGAGAUCUCAAAGAACUUCCAGCGCAUCCUGCAGAAGCAGGGAAUGAAGUUCAAGCUGAACACAAAGGUCUUGGGUGCCACCAAGAGGCCAGAUGGACAGAUUGAUGUGGCGGUGGAGGCAGCUGCAGGGGGUAAAAAUGAAACCCUCAUUUGCGAUGUUCUGUUGGUCUGCAUCGGCCGCCGCCCUUACACACAGAACCUAGGACUGGAGAAUGUGGGCAUCGAGCUGGACAAUCGUGGCCGGAUUCCCAUCAACAACCGCUUCCAGACUAAAGUGCCUAACAUCUACGCCAUUGGGGAUGUGGUGGCAGGACCCAUGUUGGCUCACAAGGCGGAGGAUGAGGGCAUCAUUUGUGUGGAGGGCAUGGCUGGGGGGGCUGUCCACAUUGACUAUAACUGUGUCCCCUCUGUCAUCUACACCCACCCUGAGGUAGCCUGGGUGGGUAAGACAGAGGAGCAGCUUAAAGAAGAGGGUAUCCCAUACAAAGUUGGCAAAUUCCCCUUUGCAGCUAACAGCAGAGCAAAGACCAAUGCAGACACAGAGGGUUUGGUGAAGAUCCUAAGCCACAAGGAGACAGACAGAAUGCUGGGAUCUCACAUUCUUGGAUCAGGUGCUGGGGAAAUGAUCAAUGAGGCAGCACUGGCAAUGGAGUAUGGAGCCUCAUGCGAGGAUGUUGCCCGUGUGUGCCACGCCCAUCCUACGGUUUCAGAGGCCUUCAGAGAAGCCAACCUCGCAGCAUCAUUUGGAAAAGCAAUUAACUUCUAAAACACUCUAAUCGAUUGAUGUAUAUACAUGUCUGUCUCACAAGGCAGUUUACAAAAUCUGGCCCAUUUAUCCAUAGGUGGCAUGACCUACUGGACAACUUACCUAGUACCCCAAUUAUUGUUAUUUAAAUGUUCUCAAUAAAAACAAUUGACUUUUUGAAAAUACUGAUGAUAGAUGGGUAUGUUUUAUUGAACUAUGUGCAUUUUAGUAAGUCAAAUAUGCCGCCUUUUUUUGUCACAAUGACACAUACAAAGUUAACACUUAAGUAUAAUGGUUCUGAAAUGCACAGGGGACAUUUCCUUUUAUCUUGUAUAUUUCAUGCUAGGUUUCUAAACCAGACUAUAACUGAAAUCACGAUAGAAAAUAAAUGCAGUGUCUUAAAACUUCCACACAAUCCCACUUUAUCAGAGGGGAAAAUCAGUUCAAUAGAGAAGUGGGAAAGAGCAGUAGGUGGUAGCACCAAUGCGUCACAAUAUUUGUGACAAGUCUUUCAAUGUUAUAUUUUCAUGGAUUCAUUAUCAAUUACUGUUUGUGCAUUGCAGCACUGCAGUAGUCUGGAGUCUAACCUCCAAACAUACAAUGCACCCUAAAUGGAGACAACUUGGUAAUUUGUCUCCGUUCAUAAAACAAAGUUUACCAGGUAGCUACUUAUGUCUUUCACUCUUGUGGGUGGUAUGCAGCAGCAGCUCGUAGUGUAGUGCUUUGAGCUGUCACAUUGGACUUCGAGGACCUGGAUUGGAAUAGCACCUCUUGCUCUAAUAUUGUGGAGCAAAGUAUUUACAUUGAAUUGCUCCAAGAAAAACACCUACAUUUAAAUAUCUUAAUAUUGUAAGUUUCUUUGGAGGCAAAUGUCAAAUUAAGUACUCAAUCUGCUUUUCUGGUUGUAUUUAAUUUACAUUUAAAUUGUCAAAGGGGUAUAAUUGUUACCUCACUGCCUUGUGCUAAGCAUAAUUACACUUGUGUACAUAUUCAGAUGAAGUUUUGGUUUGUAAUUUCUCUAAAUGUUAAAACAAGUGUUUAUUCCAUAUAUAUUUUGUUGUAGUAGAUGACUGCUCUAUACUGAUAAUGGGGAUAGGAAUUUGAGUGUUGCUGAGAAUCACCUGUGCAGGACUGACGGCAUGAUUUGAGUGGUUGUGUGGUCUUACGUCUGUCAAAAUUGCUCAAAGGCCAUGUGUAUGGACGUGAAAUGACUGCUUAACAGGCAAAAAUGCUGUUCUACUGAAUAAAGAGCCCACUCUGUGGGGAAAAAAUGCUACCACAUGUUACAAGAAUUCGAGCUAUGAGUUUUGGAACAUAUUCACAUUGGCCAGUUUAUUUGUUUAAUUAUGUUUUCGUUGCCAUUCUGUUUUGUAAAAUAUUUAUUGCAGUGCAGAAAUAGCUGCAUUUCUGCUAUAUUCCGCAGUUAAAAAGAGGUAUGUCUCUGUUAUGCUUUUUUGACUGCAAACUGAAAGUGACCAGAUGCUGAAGUUUUAUUUUGUACUCAGUCACAAAGAAGGCACUUUGUAAUUAGGGUCAAGCACUUUAAUUUAUUCUCCCUAUGCCAUCCUCUGUUAUACCUUUAUGCCACCUGUUGUGCAGGAGGAAUGCAGCACUGUCUCGCAUAUAGAGAACACAACAUAGCGAAUAGGAGGUUGUGGACCCAACGUUUUUAUUUUCAGUCACUUUAAAGCAGGCAAUUUUAAUGUUGAUUCAAG